AUGUCCAACAAGCGGCCUACCAUGGAGCUCGGCUCCGUCCUGGUUGUCGGAGGCUGCGGCUUCCUGGGCUGGCACAUUGUCGACCAACUGCUCAACUUCCCCUCAGAAACUGAUCCCAGCGUCGCUCUUCCGAAACCGCAAGGCGAUUCUCGAUUUGAUUAUCCUCGGCUGGCUGACCGAUACCCCAGAUCCGUCGCGAAGGUCUCCGUUGUCGACCUGCGGACAACAAACAACCGGCUGCCAGGCGCACAAUACUACGAUGGCGACAUUACCUCCGAAGAAUCCAUGCUGAAGGUUUUCCGUGCAGUCAAGCCCGAUGUGGUCAUCCACACCGCGACGCCAAACGUGUUGGAGGGAAACAAAGAACUGCUGCGCAAGGUCAAUGUUGAUGGGACCCGGACGUUGGUGGAGGUUGCGAGCGGCGCGCGUGGGGACUGGGGUGGGAAGUGCAAGGCCUUUGUGUACACGAGCUCUUCCUCUGUCGUGCACGACACCCAGAGCGAUCUGAUCAACGUGGACGAGGAAUGGCCGCUGAUCCGGGGCAAGCUGCAACUGGAGUACUACUCCGAGACCAAGGCCGACGCCGAAGAACUCGUCCUCCAGCAUAAUCGUGUUGCCCCCUCGUCGAUGGUGACCUGCGCGCUCCGCCCAGCAGGCAUUUACGGCGAAAAAGACACCACGUUUACGUUUAAGAUUCUGGAGCACUCCUCCAAAGCUUCACCGACGGUUCUACGUAUGCAGCUGGGUAGCAACAAUAACCUUUUCGACUUCACUUACGUCGGCAACGUCGCCUACGCUCAUCUGCUUGCGGCGUACCGUUUGAUUGCCACUCAUGACCGGUAUGAGGCUGGUCAGGGCGGACCCCUUGACCACGAGCGCGUCGACGGCGAGGCCUUCAAUGUCACCAACGACUCCCCCGUGUACUUCUGGGACAUGACUCGGGCAGCCUGGGCCCUGACUGGCAAGGUGGUCGAGCCUCACCAGGUGUGGGAGCUCCCCGAGGAUCUCUUGGGGCCCAUUGGUGGUGUUGCGGAAACGGUGCUGGGACUCUUCGGCAAGACGCCCCGCUUGACGAGACGCAUAGUUCGGUACUCAUGCAUGACGCGCUACUAUUCCUGUGACAAGGCCAAGUACCGACUGGGAUACGAGCCCAUCGUUCCGGUCGAUGAAGGCCUUGCGCGUGCUGUUGGAUAUGUCGUGGAGCGUGAACGGGUGGAGUCCGAGAAGAAGGGGUUGUAA
Molecule: messenger RNA, 1239 nt
Organism: Aspergillus clavatus NRRL 1
Lineage: Eukaryota; Fungi; Ascomycota; Eurotiomycetes; Eurotiales; Aspergillaceae
Product: C-3 sterol dehydrogenase/C-4 decarboxylase
Exons: 2
Coding region: 1-1239 (412 amino acids)
Biological process (GO): steroid biosynthetic process
Molecular function (GO): 3-beta-hydroxy-Delta5-steroid dehydrogenase (NAD+) activity
Source: RefSeq, a predicted model, not a curated record